AUGGAUGCUCAAUUAUGUCUGAUGGCUAGACAGAUGGGAAAAGUAAAGUUGUUAUUAAUUUUCUUGUGCCCUGCUGGAACUUGGUUUUUAAAAUCAAUUGAUGCAUCUGAUACUAUAAAAAAUGGGGAGUUGAUGUUUAACUAUCUUGAUAGUGUCGUAGAUGAAAUUGGGGAAGAUAAUGUUGUUCAAGUUAUUACUGAUAAUGCUGCAAACUAUGUCAAUGCCGGGUCGAGACUUAUGGAGAAGAGGAAGAAGUUGUAUUGGACUCCAUGUGUUGCGCAUUGUAUUGAUUUAAUGUUGGAGGGCAUUGGAAAAUUGAAAGUCUGUGAUCAAACUCUCUCGUUAGCUAGGCAAGUGGUCAAGUUCAUAUAUGGACAUUGUUGGGUUCUUUCAAUGAUGAGAUCACUUACAAAGAACAAUAAACUACUCCGUCCAGCAGUAACACAGUUUGCCACUGCUUAUCUUACUCCCCAAAGUCUUUACAAACAAAAGCAACCACUCCAAGCUAUGUUUUCUUCAAAAAAGUGGGCUUCUAGUAGUUGGGCAAGAAAGGUUGAAGGGGUCAAGGCUUGUGCAACUAUGUUGUUUGAUCCAAAAUUUUGGCCUAAUGUUGCGUUUUGUAUCAAAAGCACAAUACCUUUGGUUAGUGUUUUGCGAGAAGUUGAUUCAGAGGAGAGGCCUGCUAGGGGUUACAUUUAUGAGUUGAUGGAUUUGGCUAAAGAAAAGAUUGCUUUCAAUUAUGGAGGAAAUGUUAGGAAGUACGGACCAAUUUGGAAUAAGAUAGAUGCAAGGUGGACACCACAACUUCAUAGACCUUUACAUGCUGCUGGUUAUUAUCUAAACCCUCAGUUGCGCUAUCGAGAUUCCUUCUCCAAUGUUGAGGAGGUGAGGCAAGGAUUGUAUUAG
Camellia sinensis is the source of this 906-nucleotide messenger RNA. The record is from RefSeq and is a predicted model, not a curated record. NCBI's taxonomy places the organism in Eukaryota, Viridiplantae, Streptophyta, Magnoliopsida, Ericales, Theaceae.